AAUUUAAGUCGACUGUCAAGCGCACAGCUGACAAACUGACCUGAUGCACGAUACAAGUCUCAAUUUUAGUGCAUGCAGUCGUAUUUACUGUUACUGAUACUUUCAGUCUGAAAUGUAUCUCUUAGUUUAUGUGGCCGAAGCUUUUUUUUUACUCUUCAUUUAGUCGAUUACUCCGCUUUUAGACGAGCUUGUGUUGUUGCUGGAAAGCUAUCUACAACUAGUUCAAAAUGAGUAUUCCAGCUCUAAAUAACACCGGCGUGGUCUACAGACGGAUCUUAUCACAGUUUCCACAGGACAUUAGUUUAGCUUUUGCUUAUGGAUCUGGCGUUUUCAAACAACAAGGCACCAACCAAGGUCAAAUGGGGAAAAACAUGCUUGAUUUUGUAUUUGCUGUGGACGACCCAGUGACAUGGCACACCAUGAAUCUGCUGCAGAAUCGCAAACACUACUCCAUCCUCAAGCUGCUCGGGCCAACAACCAUCAGCUCCGUGCAAAAUGACCAUGGGGCGUCUGUAUACUACAACACACUGGUGCCUGUGGACGGAAGGAUCAUCAAAUAUGGUGUGAUAGGUACAGAGUGCCUCAUAGAUGACCUGAUGCACUGGAAGACCAUGUAUGUUGCUGGACGACUUCACAAACCAGUGAAAAUGCUGCUGCAGAAUGAGAAUGGAAAGCUCCGUGCUGCUCUGGUGGCCAACCUGAAGAGUGCUGUGACAGCCUCCUUCCUCAUGCUGCCAGAGAGCUUCACUGAGGAGGACCUCUUCAUGCAGAUAGCUGGGCUCUCUUAUGCUGGGGAUUUUAGAAUGGUGAUCGGAGAAGAUAAAUCCAAGGUGGCCAAUAUCGUCAAAGACAACAUUCAGCACUUCCGGAUUCUGUACAGCAACAUCCUACGGGACUGCCCUCAAGUGGUGUACAGAUCUCAACAAGGGCAACUGGAGGUUGACAAAAGCCCAGAGGGUCAGUUUAUCCAGCUAAUGGCAUUGCCUCGGACCCUUCAGCAAAGGAUUACAAAGCUGGUCGAUCCUCCGGGGAAAAACCGAGAUGUGGAGGAGAUCCUGCUGCAGGUGGCUCAGGACCCGGACUGCGGAGCUGUCGUUCAACAAGGUAUCUCAUCUAUAGUGAAAACCUCCAGUAUAACACAGAGUAUCAAAGGGAUUGCUACAGCUGGCUUAUGGAAGACGGUGUCGUACAGCUCCAAGAAGCUGAUGAAGAUGUGGAAGGGCUGGAGAAGGAAGCCUUCAGUCUCACAGAUGUCCUGAUACUGUCUGUUCGCCAGUUGUUUCUCUAUAAACUGUCCGCACAACAACGAACUUCCAUCCUUCCAUUUUUACCCUGACACACUGCUGAAAGAAUCACACACUUACCUCCUGUUAUAUCACCUUAUAGCCUCCAUGAAGGGGAUCACUGAGCGAGUCUGUGUUUGAAAAGUGUAGACUAACUGCCCUUUAUCAUGCAAUACAUAGAAGUUGUAUGAACAAAGGGUGACAUUUCAAGAGCCUGUCUGAAUUAGGGCUGACAUUUAAUGUUUCUACAGAUUGAACCUUUCCGCAUAAUGACUCUUUUGAAAUAUGGUAUAGUGUAAGAUCCAUUUUCUGUGUGGACAGCCAUAUGAUGGGCAGCUUGGAGAUUAAAAAGAUAUCUAUGUGGGUCACUUUCAUCUUUUGCAGAGAGAGGGCUUUAUUGAACUGUCUACAGAUGUGGGCACUCACUUUUUAUCCUAAACUAACUCCAAAGAUCUCCAAUCUUUCAUUACUUCACUGCCACCUUGCUAUAAGCUGGGCAUUAAGACAACAGGAGGUCUUUAAUGCGGAAAUUCUGAUUACUUUCCCUCCUGAUAACUUGCUGUGGUCUUUGAAAUAUGAAUUUAAUAAAACAUUUAUUAGAUAUCAAUUAGCAUGACUCUGUUCUUAGUAGGUUUUAGUGUUUUAUUUUAAUGUAUUAAAGCACAUUGCAAGGACUA
Molecule: messenger RNA, 1960 nt
Organism: Trematomus bernacchii (emerald rockcod)
Lineage: Eukaryota; Metazoa; Chordata; Actinopteri; Perciformes; Nototheniidae
Gene: tamm41
Product: TAM41 mitochondrial translocator assembly and maintenance homolog
Exons: 8
Coding region: 228-1259 (343 amino acids)
Biological process (GO): cardiolipin biosynthetic process; CDP-diacylglycerol biosynthetic process
Cellular component (GO): mitochondrion
Molecular function (GO): phosphatidate cytidylyltransferase activity
Source: RefSeq, a predicted model, not a curated record